UCAGUUCUGUCAGCGAAUGCACUCAAUUAAUAGAUUCGGCCAACUCCGCCGAUCUCGAAGCUUUCAACUUCGAUCAUGCCUGUCCUCUCGAUUGUCGAGCCUGUUGGCCGUAGCAGGAAUACAUGCGGGUACUGCUCUGAGCCAGGAAGGAGGAGUGCCAAAGCGUCUAGCAUAAGCACUGGAUUAGUAUCCGCGCAACUGUCUUGCGAAGCGAGUUACCUAGGGCUUCGGGGCUGGAGACGAAGUGGGAAAUAUGUUUAUAAACCAGACUUGUAUCACUCCUGCUGUCCCCAGUACACCAUUCGGCUAUCUGCUCUCGAUUUCAAGCCUUCAAAAACGCAGCGAAAAUUAAUUUCGAAGUGGAAUCGUUUUAUCCUUGAUUCUCCAGGGGAGAAACCCCCACUUAAAGCGAAUGGUUACAGGGCAAAGGAUCCAUCGGAGAUAUCCUCACUUCAGGAAUUGCUGCACGCAUCUGAAGCUUCUUUUGUGCCAGAGAGUAAAGUUAAGGCACAUACAUUCACGAUGGAAUUAGAGCCCUCAUCGUAUAGUGCGGAGAAAUUUGCAUUGUACUGUCAAUACCAAGAACAAAUUCAUAAAGAUCUAGACAAGCAGCCGUCAGGAUUCGAACGGUUUCUUGUAGACAAUCCUCUAGUGUUGGAAGACAUCAAGUACACGUCUGGUGCACCGAAGUAUCUUCCAUCACAUUAUGGAGCUUACCACCAACUAUAUCGAGUUGAUGGCGAACUUAUUGCAAUAGGCGUGAUAGAUAUACUACCCUGUUGCGUGUCGUCGGUUUAUUUUAUAUACUCUCCGUCUUGGGGGUGGGCAUCCCUUGGAAAGCUCAGUGCGUUACGUGAAAUUGCGCUCGCGAAGGAGAUGAAUGUAUAUGGGGUUAAUUCAAUGCAAUACCAGUAUAUGGGGUUCUAUAUCCACACUUGCCCGAAGAUGAGGUAUAAGGGGGAGUACCAGUCAUCUUACCUUUUGGACCCUGAAACUUAUGUGUGGCAUCCGAUAACCAAUUGCGUUCCUGAGCUGGAGAAGCAUCCAUACGUGUCUUUCUCCGAUCCUUCCCGAUUUCGUGACGCGCCGCCAUCAUUCCCCUCGCCCGUUGGUUCAGAAGAUUCGGACGACGAAGUUGCCGAUGACGAUGCCCAGUCUCCCCCACAGGAAGUUCUGUCCUGCCUCUGUAAGAGCAGAGUUUUGUUCGAUUGUCUGGAUACUGAGUGGAACGUCUUUCCCUCUGUUCUCAUUUAUGACGCUAGCAAAAGCAUUGGGAUAAUUCAGGCUUUUCAGCAUUCUCAUCCGUUGUAAAUGGGUUAGGGUUCUCCUUGGCAAAACAGGUCCUAUUUUGGAUGUAAGUGUUGUGUGGGUUUUGAGAGUCGUUUCUUGCGGAUCUACUUGCCGCGAUGACACGUAGCCACUGUGCGGGCCCGCGCGGGUUUGUCCGUUUUGGACCAUUUCCGAUCGGUCGAGCAGGCCGGCAAUAGGUUGUAGAUAUAGUCAGCUGUGACUUUGGAAUAUUUGUACCUUGCAAAACGUGCGCGUGGAUCAGGUCAUACCAGACGAUUAACGGCAACAUCUUAACAAUAUUGGUC
Cantharellus anzutake is the source of this 1595-nucleotide messenger RNA. Its product is annotated as arginine-tRNA-protein transferase. The transcript is spliced from 10 exons. Gene Ontology annotation, molecular function: arginyl-tRNA--protein transferase activity. The coding region runs from base 76 to 1311 and encodes 411 amino acids. The record is from RefSeq and is a predicted model, not a curated record. Gene Ontology annotation, cellular component: cytoplasm. Gene Ontology annotation, biological process: protein arginylation. Lineage: Eukaryota; Fungi; Basidiomycota; Agaricomycetes; Cantharellales; Hydnaceae.